Pipistrellus nathusii (Nathusius's pipistrelle) is the source of this 2154-nucleotide messenger RNA. The record is from the annotation of a GenBank genome assembly. Lineage: Eukaryota; Metazoa; Chordata; Mammalia; Chiroptera; Vespertilionidae.
AUGCGCUCAGCCAGGCUUUGGCGUUUAGUGAAGCAUUGUUAUUUAAGAAUGGAAGAGGAUACAGAUUUUAGAAUAAGGUUCAGUUCUUUAUGUUUCAUUACUGAUCAUGUUGGAUUCCAUGGCACCAUAAAAAGCUCACCAAGUGACUUUGUUGUUAUUGAGAUUGAUGAACGGGGACAGUUAGUUAAUAAGGCUAUUGAUGAACCUACUUACAAGAUGAGUAAAGUACUGCCUGAGCCAAAUAAUUUUGCCAAAAAAACAAAAUUAGGUUUUCAAAAUUUAGUCUUUGAAGAGGAAAGCAGCCAGAAAGUCAAUAUAUUGGUCCAGUGCUCUGAUGAUGAACAGAAUCAUCAGUCUGGUCCAGAAAAGGAAGAUACUAGUAAUGAUGGAACUUCCAAAGGUGAAGAAGAAAAAGCUUAUGCAUUAGGCUCUUUGUUAGAUGAAAAAAAUAAUGAACGAUUGAAUCAGUUUGCCUGUGAUAUAAAAGAGAAAUGGAAUUCUAAAAGUGAGCUAACUGGACCAUCUCCUGAAUUCUCACUGGGCAGAAUCCUUGACAAAAACCAGAGGGCUAUUUUGCAUAGUGCUAUUCGGCAAAAGUUUCCUUUUUUAAUAACUGUAGGAAAAAACAGUGAAAUUGUUGUAAAGCCAAAUCUUGAGUAUAAAGAACUCUGUCACUUGGUAUCUGAAGAAGAAGCAUCUGACUUUUUUAAAUACUUGGAUGCAAAAAAAGAAAAUUCCAAAUUUACCUUUAAACCUGAUACAAACAAAGACCACAGAAAAGCUGUUCACCAUUUUGUCAACAAAAAGUUUGGAAAUCUUGUGGAAACCAAAUCUUUUCCUGAAGCUAAUUACAAUGCUGGUAAUCCAAAUACAGUGAUAACGGUAAGAUUUCGUGAAAAAGCACACAAGCACAGGAAAAGGUCUGUUGAAUGCCAGGAAAGAAAAGUUAUAUACACAGCCUUUACCCUACAAAAAGAAAAUAUAGAAACGUUUGAAGCAAUUGGUUUUUUAGCUGUCAUACUUGGUGUGAUUCCUUCAGAUUUUAGUUAUGCAGGCCUUAAAGACAAGAAAGCCAUCACCUAUCAAGCAAUGGUUGUUAGAAAAGUGACUCCAGAGAGGUUGAAAAAUAUUGAAAAAGAAAUUAAAAAGAAAAGAAUGAAUGUGUUUAAUAUUCGGUCUGUAGAUGAUUCCCUUAGACUUGGUCAGCUCAAAGGAAAUCACUUUGAUAUUGUCAUCAGAAAUUUAAAAAAUCAAAUAAAUGAUUCUGCAAACCUGAGAGAGAGAAUUUUGGAGGCAAUAGAAAAUGUUAAGCAUAAAGGGUUUGUGAAUUAUUAUGGACCACAGAGAUUUGGGAUGGGAAGGAAAGUUCACACAGAUCAAAUUGGAUUGGCUUUGCUGAAGAGUGAAAUGGUGAAGUCUGUAAAAUUAUUUCUUACACCAGAAGAUUUGGAUGAUCCUGUAAAUAGAGCAAAGAAAUAUUUUCUUCAAACCGAGGAUGCUAAAGGCACACUUUCAUUGAUGCCAGAAUUCAAAGUUCGAGAGAGAGCACUGUUGGAGUCACUGCAUCGCUUUGGCAUGACCGAGGAGGGUUGUAUCCAGGCCUGGUUCUCCUUUCCUCAUUCUAUGCGCAUUUUCUACAUUCAUGCAUAUAGCAGCAAAAUUUGGAACGAGGCUGUAUCUUACAGACUUGCAACCUAUGGAUCAAGAGUGGUGGAGGGUGAUUUGGUCUGUUUGGAUGAAGAUGGUGAUGAUGAGCAAUUCCCCAAUAAUAAAGUUCACCUAGUAACUGAAGAAGAGGAAUCGGCUAAUGCAUAUGCAAUACAUCAGGUGGUUCUUCCAGUGCUUGGAUAUAAUGUUCAGUACCCAAAGAACAAAGUAGGGCUGUGGUACCAGGAAGUACUUAGCAGAGAUGGACUACAGACAUGUAGGUUUAAAGUACCUACUCUGAAACUGAACGUCCCAGGAUGCUAUAGAAAGAUUUUGAAACAACCUCGUAAUCUCUCAUACCAACUAAUAGAAGAACAUGAUAUUGAUGUCAAAGCAGAAGGUUCUCAUAUUGAUGGAGCGACUUUAUCUCUUUUGAUUUCUUUUGAUCUUGACGCUUCAUGUUAUGCUACUGUUUGUCUGAGGGAAAUAAUGAAGCAUGACUUUUAA